CCAUGGCUACCUGGUAUCUCUACAUACCAAUAUUCCUGGUCCUAUAUGUUUUCACAAAGCACUUUCUAAACAAAAUCAAUAACCUUCCUCCAAGUCCAUUCCCAUGUCUUCCCAUCAUCGGCCACCUCCACCUCCUUGAGAAGCCUCUCCACAAAACUCUACUCGGCAUCGCAAAUCGGUACGGCCCCGUACUCUUCUUCAAGUUCGGCUCACGUUCAGUCGUCGUCGUCUCGUCGCCGUCUGCCGCGGAAGAAUGUCUGGCCAAGAACGACAUCGUUUUCGCCAACCGCCCUCGCUUGCUCAUCGGGAAACACUUGGCUUACGACUACACUGGUCUCUCUUGGGCUCCUUAUGGUGAUCUUUGGCGAAACCUUAGGAGAAUUUCAUCGAUCGAGCUUUUGUCGACGAGCCGCCUACAAUUGCUGUCGAGCAUACGCAUGGACGAGGUGAAGUCAUUGAUGAGGAAGCUGUUGUGCCAUCGAGAUGAACCUGUUGAGUUCAAGACAGCAUUCUUCGAGUUAACAUACAAUGUAAUGAUGGGGCUGAUAGCAGGGAAAAAGUAUUACGGUUGCGAAAACGAGGAGAUCAUGGAGGAAGCUGCAAGGUUUCGAGAGAUUCAAAUUGAGGCUCUCGAGUUGAGUUCUGCGACGAAUUAUGGUGAUUUCUUGCCUUGGCUUAAGUCCAGGAAGCUGGAGAGUAGAAUGGUGGAGUGUGGUAAAAAGAGGGACAGGUUUAUGCAAGAUCUUGUAGAGCAGCACAGAAGAAAAAUGAGGAGUGAUCCCAAUGGAGAGAGGAAGAAGACCAUGAUUGAGAUUUUGCUGUCAUUACAAGAAUCAGAACCUGAGUUCUACACCGAUGAGAUCAUUAAAGGCCUGAUGAUUAUUUUAUUGAUGGCAGGAACCGAAACUUCGAUUAGUACCAUGGAGUGGGCGCUUUCGCUUUUGCUGAACCACCCUGAAGUGCUUACAAAGGCUCGAACUGAGAUUUUGAACACGGUGGGAAAUGAGCGUUUGAUCGAGGAGUCCGACCUGCCUCAACUCCCUUACCUCCGGUGCAUCAUAAGUGAAACUUUGAGAAUGUACCCACCGGUUCCAAUGCUGGUGCCUCAUGAAUCAUCAGAGGAGUGCAGGGUCCAGGGUUUCCGAGUUCCGAGUGGCACCAUGCUGUUGGUCAAUAUAUGGGCUAUACAGAAUGAUCCCAGGAUUUGGGAGGAGUCUGCAAGGUUCAAGCCGGAGAGGUUUGAAGGACUAGAGGGUGCAAGAGACGGGUUUAAGUCGAUGCCGUUCGGGGCAGGACGGAGGGGAUGUCCCGGAGAGGGCCUGGGACUCAGAAUAGUCGGACUGACUUUAGGUUCGUUGAUUCAGUGCUUCGAGUUGUCGAGGAUCGGAAACGAGUUGGUCGACAUGAGUGCCGGAACAGGGUUCACCAUGCCCAAAGCUCGACCCUUGGAAGGAAAAUGCAGGCCACGCCCUGCCUUGCUUAAGCUUCUUUGUAACAUCUGAACUGAUCGGCGGAGAUGAUUCCUAGUUGUUGCAACUGAAUAAUUUCAACUAAUAA
Messenger RNA from Hibiscus syriacus, 1557 nucleotides. RefSeq names its product cytochrome P450 81Q32-like. The transcript is spliced from 2 exons. The record is from RefSeq and is a predicted model, not a curated record. The coding region runs from base 3 to 1502 and encodes 499 amino acids. Lineage: Eukaryota; Viridiplantae; Streptophyta; Magnoliopsida; Malvales; Malvaceae. Gene Ontology annotation, molecular function: monooxygenase activity; iron ion binding; heme binding.